ACGGUUUGAACUCUGCACUGUUUUUAUGUCGAUGGGUUCCUAUGCUUGAACUGAAGUUUGUAAGUUUGAUGCUUCAAGACCUGCUAGACAUGAUCAUGGGAAGCGUGUUGGCCAAGUGUGCAGCCACCGACCUAACCAUUCAGUGGCUAGGAUGGGCACUUGCGUCUGCUUUCAAAACGGAGAAGUUUUACGACUUAGCAGGAUCAGGUACAUUCAUAUUGUUGGCUCAUCUGAGUCGUGUGUGGGGUGGCAAUGGGCACCUUAGACAGAACAUACAAACUGGAUGUGUCACUGCGUGGGGACUGCGGCUCGGGACUUUUCUCUUUCUAAGAAUCCUUAAAGAAGGACAAGACCGGCGGUUUAACAAUGUCAGAGACAGCCCAGGGACAUUCUUUGUGUAUUGGACCAUGCAAGCUUUGUGGGUAUAUGUCACCCUUUUGCCCACCCUAAUGCUAAACAGUGAAAGAAGAGAUGAACCCUUGGGCGCUCGUGACUACAUUGGAUGGGGAAUUUGGGGGCUGGGCUUCGCUACAGAAGCUAUUGCCGACCAGCAAAAGUGGCGUUUUAGGAAUGAUCCAGAUAACGCUGGAAAAUUUAUUCAUCAUGGACUGUGGGCAUACAGCAGACACCCAAACUACCUAGGGGAAAUCCUGCAGUGGUCUGGAUUAUUUCUGUCAGCUUCCUCCGUCAUGCGUGGACCACAGUAUCUCAGCGUGAUGUCACCUGUCUUUGUCUGGUUCUUACUGAGGCAUGUUAGCGGCAUCCCCAUCUUGGAGAAACUGGCUAUGAAGAAGUGGGGAUCAGAUCCUGCUUUUCAGGAUUACAUCAGAAACACUCCACUGCUUUGGCCCUUUCCCAAGUUUAAAGGAAACUAAAGCACUUUCAGACAUUACUUUUGACAAAUAAAACCAAUUCUGUAUAUGGCUGGAUACAGACAAAGAAAUGGACCAAUUUCCUUAAUUAUACCAGUCUUUAUACAAGUAAACUACCCCAUCUUGUAUCUUGGCACACUCUAUGCUUAUUAUCAUUUAUAUUAUUAUCAUCAAUAUUAUCAUUUAUAAGUAAACAUUGUACUGUAUCAUUGCAUCUCUGAACCCCAAAAACCACACCGACACAAAGCACUUGCAAUGGAUGACUGUAUUUUACAAAAAAAAGCACAAGUCUUACAAAGUAUCACACCACUCAAACUGAAAAGCAAUUGGAAGUGAUAAAUCAACCUCACUCGAUGUUCCACUUGGUUAAAGGUUGCCCUUUUGAAUCAAUAAAAGUCCUGACAGAUCUAUGCUGCACACAAGCAGAAUCUCACAAAACUCGUACUAAUUCUGGAGUACCAAUGCUGCGAGUAAACGAUGUGAACAUACAUGAAAACUGUCCAAUCAGUAUUGGUUUCUAAGAUCUAUGAACAGAAGCAUCUUGUAAAACAUUAACAUUCAUAAACAAUCAUGAAACUGAAAGACCGUCACAACAACCAGUAGUGUUUCUGCAUGCUGAACUACACAUUCGUCUCAAUUUUUUAAUUUACCUCCCAGAAUCAAAAAAAGUUUGACCUGGUUAAAAACACACUAAAUGUAAAAUUUGAUAAAAUCUUGAUCCCUUUAAGAGAUUGAGAUUUGUCUUGCAGUUUCAUGUAAAGCAUGUUCAUACAGUUGCGGAUUACACUAUACACAACUUUGUAGUUAGUAUAACAUUAACUCAUCAGAUUUGGGUUUCUUGAUAAAGAACUCCCAAACUGACAGAAUGAAUAGUUUUUUUAUAAAGUUUUGUGGAAACCCAAAGUCCAUCCCUUUGGUUGUGAGGAUGUUAACAGGACAUUUAAAACCGACUAAAAAACAAUGUUGCAUUAACAGAUAAAACCAGUAGCGCAAAAACAAAUCAAAUACAAAACAUGCAAGUUGGAC
Triplophysa rosa is the source of this 1898-nucleotide messenger RNA. RefSeq lists its product as uncharacterized. Gene Ontology annotation, cellular component: membrane. Gene Ontology annotation, molecular function: oxidoreductase activity, acting on the CH-CH group of donors. Gene Ontology annotation, biological process: lipid metabolic process. The record is from RefSeq and is a predicted model, not a curated record. The transcript has 5 exons. NCBI's taxonomy places the organism in Eukaryota, Metazoa, Chordata, Actinopteri, Cypriniformes, Nemacheilidae. The coding region runs from base 42 to 875 and encodes 277 amino acids.